This is a messenger RNA of Pseudomyrmex gracilis, 739 nucleotides long. Its product is annotated as peptidyl-prolyl cis-trans isomerase NIMA-interacting 4. The transcript is spliced from 3 exons. The record is from RefSeq and is a predicted model, not a curated record. NCBI's taxonomy places the organism in Eukaryota, Metazoa, Arthropoda, Insecta, Hymenoptera, Formicidae. Gene Ontology annotation, molecular function: DNA binding; peptidyl-prolyl cis-trans isomerase activity. Gene Ontology annotation, biological process: rRNA processing. Bases 194 to 577 code for a protein of 127 amino acids.
AAUUUCUUUCUCGCUCUCAUUUUUUCUAUCUCCCUCGCUUUGAUUUAAUCACGUGUGCGUUAUUGUCAAUGAUAGGUAUGUCAGUUCUCCUGCGUUAUCUACUCGUAGUAAGUAAGGAAGUUUUGUGUCUAUGUAUCUGUGAGUGUCGUAUAAUGGCGCUCCUUUAAAUUUCAACCUCGAAAUUAUCCGCGACAUGCCGCCGAAGAAGAACGCCGGUGCCGCGAAAGGUAGCAAGGGUAAAUCCUCGGAGGAAGGUGGUGCCGGAAAGACAGAAAAGAAGGGUGGAAACUCAGUGAAGGUUAGACAUAUCCUGUGCGAGAAGCAAUCAAAAAUAUUGGAAGCGCUGGAAAAGUUAAAAGCUGGUCAGAAAUUCAAUGAAGUCGCGGCGGCAUACAGUGAGGACAAAGCCAGAUCUGGGGGCGAUCUUGGAUGGAUGACACGAGGUUCCAUGGUGGGACCUUUUCAAGAUGCCGCUUUUGCGUUACCAGUUUCCAGCCUGGCGUCUCCUGUUUAUACAGAUCCACCGGUGAAAACAAAGUUUGGAUAUCACAUAAUAAUGGUGGAAGGUAAAAAAUAAUUUCAUUGCACAAGCACAUAUUUCAUAAACACGUUUGUGAAUUUGUUAUAUAUCUCUUUUUCUAUAAUUAAGCAAAUAUAUGAUAUAGAAUUGUAGAUACCAAUUUGUUUGAUACCUGUGAUAUAUUUUAUCAUAAUAAAUAUUUUUUGUAUAUAUUUUAUA